Panicum virgatum (switchgrass) is the source of this 1246-nucleotide messenger RNA. RefSeq names its product probable esterase PIR7A. Lineage: Eukaryota; Viridiplantae; Streptophyta; Magnoliopsida; Poales; Poaceae. Bases 55 to 870 code for a protein of 271 amino acids. The transcript has 4 exons. Gene Ontology annotation, biological process: jasmonic acid metabolic process; salicylic acid metabolic process. The record is from RefSeq and is a predicted model, not a curated record. Gene Ontology annotation, molecular function: methyl salicylate esterase activity; methyl indole-3-acetate esterase activity; methyl jasmonate esterase activity.
UCCUCACAGGCUCACAGUCUGCAAGAAGCCGAGAUCCCCGCACAUACUACGCCAAUGGCCGCCGCGGAGACCAAGCGGGGUCACCGCCGCCACUUCGUGCUGGUGCACGGGAUGUGCCACGGCGCGUGGUGCUGGUACAAGGCCGUCACCGCUCUUCGCCGCUCCGGCCACCGCGCCACGGCGCUCGACAUGGCCGGCUGCGGCACGCACCCGGCGCGCGUCGAUGAGGUCCGCAGCUUCGAGGAGUACUCGCGCCCGCUGCUCGACGCCAUGGCCGCGCUGCCGCCCGGGGAGCGCGUGGUGCUCAUCGCGCACAGCCACGGUGGCUACAGCGUCGCGCUCGCGGUCGAGAGGUUCCCGGACAGGGUCGCCACGGCCGUGUUCGUCGCCGCGUCCGAGCCGGCUGUCGGCCGUCCCAUGGCUGCCACCAGUGACGAGUUAUUAGCAUAUGUUGGACCGGAUUUCUUCCUGGACUCAACGGAGCUCCAACAAGAGGAUCCUAAUAUCAAGGGCAAACCAUUUAUCUUUGGACCCAACUUCAUGGCUCAAACGCUGUACCAAUUGAGCCCACCAGAGGACUUGACUCUGGGCCUGAUGUUGAUCAAGCCAGCCAAUCCAUUGACAACAGGCAACCCAGAUGAAACGGUCAUGAGGGAUGCGAAAUUGCUCACAGAGGAGCGGUACGGGUUGGUGAGGCGAGUGUUCGUCGAGGUGGAGGACGACCAUGGCAUCCCGGUGGAGUUCCAGAGGCGCAUGGUUGCGCAGAGCCCCAGCAUAGAGGUGGAGGAGAUCGCCGGAGCUGACCACAUGGCCAUGCUCUCACGGCCAGAGGAGCUGGUUGAGCUCCUGAGCAGAAUUGCCAACAAUUGAAGCAACGACUGCUGGAAGCAGAACAAGAUUCUUCCUGCCAAUGUGGCACAUGAACAGACCGGAUGGUCGGUGGGGUUGCACAUUCAUGGCUAAGCUGCAAACUUGUUCAAUUGAUAUUAUUGCUGGCAAUAGAUGACCAGUAAAUAUGACUAAGCUCAUCUGGUUUCUCCUUUUCCUUCUUAAGGAUGUACGAAGGUGUUGUGCUUCAUAUCCACCAUAUUAUUCUGGAGGUGACUUGAUAAACAAAGAUCACUAUGCGAGUACAAAGAGAUGUAUUCAUAGAGCAGCAUAGGUUAUAAAGCAUAAUGACAAUAUUCUUGAUUAGCGGCAAAUGACCAUGAAAUCAGGAAUACUCUGUCAGGUCCUUGCAUUCUCU